UACAGGAGAUGACCAGAAACUGCGGACAUAGUACAGAUGACCAGAGACUGCGGACACAGUACAGGAGAUGGCCAGAGAUUGCGGACACAUUACAGGGGAUGACCAGAGACUGCGGACAGUACAGGAGAUGACCAGAGACUGCGGACACAGUACAGGAAAUGACCAGAGACUGCGAACACAGUACAGGGGAUGACGAGAGACUGCGGACACAGUACAGGGGAUGACGAGAGACUGCGGACACAGUACAGGAGAGGACCAGAGACUGCGGACACAGUACAGGAAAUGACCAGAGACUGCGAACACAGUACAGGGGAUGACGAGAGACUGCGGACACAGUACAGGGGAUGACGAGAGACUGCGGACACAGUACAGGAGAUGACCAGAG
Staurois parvus is the source of this 385-nucleotide messenger RNA. NCBI's taxonomy places the organism in Eukaryota, Metazoa, Chordata, Amphibia, Anura, Ranidae. The record is from the annotation of a GenBank genome assembly.